UAUAAGAAUAAAAAAAUAUUGGGUAAUCAGUCAAUUGAAUUGGUGUGUUCCGUUGUCCUCAUUGUCGUCGUCUUCUUUUCCUCCAUCUCCGCCUUGCUCCGUUUCCUCCGGCGACAACACAGAUUCAUCCGAAUUCGGGAGAGGCUGCCAACCAGAUCCAUCUUUCCAUUUGUUCCACCCACUUCUCUUUUUAACCAGCCCUAAGCCUGUAACAUGCAGUCGGAAUUUGUUUUGCUUUUCUCACACCACUUGUAGGUUAGGGUUCUAUUUAACUAAUCCGAGCAUUGUUAAGAGAUAGAGAGAAAAAAUGGCAAGGACCAGGUCGUCCUCAUCGUCGACGACAUGGAGGUACGUGAAUCCGGCCUAUUACUUGAAACGACCCAAACGUCUUGCUCUACUCUUCAUGGCCUUCGUCUCUGUCUCUUUCUUCGUGUGGGAUCGCCAAACUCUAGUCCGAGAACAUGAGGAUGAGCUCUUUAAGUUAAAAGAAGAACUGCUUCAGUUGCAAAAUCAGCUAGAAGAAUUAAAGCCUGAUGAUAACAUAGUUAACAAGAUCAACACAACAAGCAAAAAUCUUGAUGAUCUUCCAAUUGAUCCCAUUGAGAAUCAACGAAGACUAAAAGUAAAAGAUGCUAUGGUUCAUGCUUGGACAUCAUAUGAAAAAUAUGCAUGGGGCCAUGAUGAACUUCAGCCACAAUCCAAGAAUGGUGUUGAUAGCUUUGGUGGUCUUGGUGCGACUUUAAUUGACUCUCUUGAUACAUUAUAUAUAAUGGGUCUUGAUGAGGAGUUCCAAAGGGCAAAAGAGUGGAUUACAAAUUCUUUGGACUUCAAUAAGAACUAUGAUGCCAGUGUGUUUGAAACAACCAUAAGAGUUGUAGGUGGGCUCCUGAGUGCAUAUGAUCUAUCUGGGGAGCAUGUUUUUCUUGAAAAGGCGAAAGACAUAGCUGAUAGGUUGCUCCCUGCAUGGGAUACUCCUUCUGGCAUCCCCUACAACAUUAUCAACUUGGUUAAUGGUAAUCCACAUAACCCUGGUUGGACUGGGGGUGACAGUAUCCUAGCAGAUUCAGGCACAGAGCAGCUGGAGUUCAUAGCACUAAGCCAAAGAACAGGAGACCCAAAGUAUCAACAAAAGGUAGAGAAUGUUAUUCGUGAGUUGAAUAAGACAUUCCCUGCUGAUGGAUUGCUUCCCAUCUAUAUAAACCCACACAAAGGGACAACAUCAUACUCCACCAUUACUUUUGGGGCCAUGGGGGACAGUUUCUAUGAGUAUUUACUUAAAGUGUGGAUACAAGGAAACAAAACUGCAGCUGUGAAGCCUUAUAGAGACAUGUGGGAGACAUCAAUGAAAGGUUUAUUAACCUUGGUUCGAAGAACCGAACCAUCAUCUUUUGCAUAUAUAUCAGAGAAGAUAGGAAGCUCUUUAAUUGAUAAGAUGGAUGAGCUGGCGUGCUUUGCUCCAGGAAUGAUAGCAUUAGGAUCAUCUGGUUAUGGUCCUGAUGAAUCCUCAAAGUUCCUGAAUUUGGCAGAAGAGCUUGCUUGGACAUGCUAUAACUUUUAUCAGUCCACACCAACAAAGUUGGCUGGAGAAAACUACUUCUUCCAUUCAGGGCAGUUACAGGACAUGAGUGUGGGCACAUCAUGGAACAUAUUGAGGCCAGAAACAGUUGAAUCACUCUUCUAUUUGUGGCGUUUGACUGGUAAUAAGACAUACCAAGAAUGGGGUUGGGACAUAUUUCAAGCAUUUGAAAAGAAUUCCCGUGUGGAAUCUGGAUAUGUUGGAUUGAAGGAUGUGAAUACAGGUGUGAAAGACAAUAUGAUGCAGAGUUUCUUUCUUGCAGAAACACUGAAAUAUUUGUAUCUUUUAUUCUCUCCGCCUUCAGUGAUAUCUUUAGAUGAAUGGGUUUUCAACACAGAAGCCCACCCACUAAGAAUUGUGACACGUGUUGAUUCACCAGAAGUCUCCAAUUCCAAACAGGGGUAG
Lactuca virosa is the source of this 1981-nucleotide messenger RNA. The record is from the annotation of a GenBank genome assembly. Lineage: Eukaryota; Viridiplantae; Streptophyta; Magnoliopsida; Asterales; Asteraceae.